Ictalurus punctatus (channel catfish) is the source of this 622-nucleotide messenger RNA. Its product is annotated as interferon-induced protein 44-like. Lineage: Eukaryota; Metazoa; Chordata; Actinopteri; Siluriformes; Ictaluridae. The record is from RefSeq and is a predicted model, not a curated record. The transcript is spliced from 2 exons. The coding region runs from base 90 to 353 and encodes 87 amino acids.
CUUCAUAUCAUAUUAGAAUUCCUGUUUUAGUCUUAUUGUAGAUAAUAAACUGUUCAUCCUAUUGUACAGAUUUGCCUCAAGUAAUCAUUAUGACAAAAGUGGAUGAAAUCUGCCCUCUGGUUAAAGAUGACCUAAGAAAGGUCUACACCAGCAAGAAGAUCACCGGAAAGAUGCAGGAGUGUAGUGAUCUGCUGGGUAUUCCACUGAGCAACAUCUUCCCUGUGAAGAACUAUCAAGAGGAGGUGGAUACGAACGAUGACAUGGAUGUUCUGAUCCUCAGGGCGCUCGAUCAGAUCGUGAAUCUCACCAACGAUGCCCUGGAAGACCAAAAACCUAGUGAGAAAUCUGAGUGAAGGCUGAUUUUGUUGUUCUUGUUGUUCUUUUCCACCCCUACACCAGUGCAGAGUAUUUAUGACCGUGAAAAAACAUGAAAUCGUGUCUAAAGUACAUUAUUAAAGUAAAGAUAAUUUAUUCUACUGUAAUCAUAACUGGUUUGUGUUUCUGUCGCUGUCACGUUCCUACUGCACUCUGGACUUUUUAUAUUCCAUUAAAUUAAUAAAUAUAAUGAUGUUUGGUCCUACUUCUUUUUUAAGAUUUAUACCAUUACACUAAACAUGUUUUG